Molecule: messenger RNA, 718 nt
Organism: Phytophthora infestans T30-4
Lineage: Eukaryota; Oomycota; Peronosporomycetes; Peronosporales; Peronosporaceae
Exons: 1
Coding region: 1-660 (219 amino acids)
Biological process (GO): maturation of 5.8S rRNA; RNA catabolic process
Cellular component (GO): nucleus
Molecular function (GO): RNA helicase activity
Source: RefSeq, a predicted model, not a curated record
AUGGAAAGUGAAGCCAAGAUGCGCGAAUUGGAGCGCAAGAUCAAGGAGUCCAAGUCGCUGGUGCUGCGUGAUGACUUGCGUCGUCGUCGACGAGUGUUGAGGAGACUGGAGUUUGUGGAUAAAGAAGGAGUUAUCCAACGGAAGGGACGUACGGCGUGUGAAGUCUCGACGACGGACGAGCUGCUGGUGACGGAGAUGAUCUUCAAUGGCCAAUUCAACGACCUGUCGGUGAACGAUGCGGUGGCGCUGCUGAGCUGUUUGAUCAACACGGAGAAGAAGAAGGAGAGCGACAAACCUCCUCAAGCUGAGAGUCUGGAGGUCCCCGUUCGACAACUACGUGAGACGGCGCAGCGUAUCGCCAAGGUGAUGCAAGACGCCAAGAUGACGAUCGACGUGGACGAGUAUGCGGGUGCGUUUAACACGAACCUGGUGGAUGUGGUCAUUGCCUGGUGCCAAGGAGCCAAGUUCUCGCAGAUCUGCAAGAUGUCGGACGCGUUUGAAGGCACCAUCAUUCGCUGUCUACGUCGACUAGAAGAGCUGCUGCGUCAGGUGACACUGGCUGCGCACUCGAUUGGUGACGUCGAACUGGAGAAAAAGUUCGACGAAGGAGGCAAGAAGCUCAAGCGCGACAUCGUCUUUGCAGCUUCUCUUUAUCUGUAGUAUAAUAACUACCGAGACAUCAAUGCAGAAUUUUUUUUUUACUUUUUGCUAAAAAAAA